This is a messenger RNA of Amoebophrya sp. A120, 904 nucleotides long. The record is from the annotation of a GenBank genome assembly. NCBI's taxonomy places the organism in Eukaryota, Dinophyceae, Syndiniales, Amoebophryaceae.
CAUGUACACAAAGCCCGUGACUGUCAAGUCAUAGUGUGCCUGAUAUCUCACGUGGUUGAAGAUAGACUAGUGCGAGAAAUUUGACGAAGGGAGAACUUAAUAUAACAACAGAAGCGGCACUGGAAAGUAUGCACUCCGUGUUGCCAUCAGCGCUUGCGGGUGCCGGAAAGUACAGUUCUUUCGAAGACGAAAUCCCGGGACAUUGGGAGUAUGUGGUGGUUUCCCCGACGGCAGUGAAAGAGAAGACAAAGCAUUCUUUCCGGCCACGGGCAAAAACUGUGCUGGCGGAAGGAACAUUGCUCGUCGCGGGAUGCCGCAAAGAAGCAAAAGACGGCAGCACGUACUGCAGAAAUUAUGGGUUUUAGUUGACUAAAGUUUAUGUUCGGGGCAUUCACUCGGGUUUCCUAGUGAUCUCUGAUGCUGAUUCUACUCUGCGUAAGUAUGCAAUGCUGGAUGUAUCAUGCAAUGGAUAACAAGAAUGAACAGGUGGGUUCGCGUCGGCGGGGAGAAAUGGGUGGCCGAGAAGGACCUGAAAGAGGUACGGAUCGAAAGGGGUUCGUGGCAGUACCGCGUAGUUUUCCCGCAGGGUGUGUGUCGGCGCGUCCGCCCGACCAUGGAGAAGGCUCUGGCGCCGCCGGGCGGUGCAGCGAGCAUUUUGCGGGAGGGUGCACUGUUCACGGUCAGUGAGCGGCUGCCGCUUGACGACGUCGUCUACCUGAAAAUCGAUGACCCGAGCACGCCAGGAUGGGUUUUCGACCACCGAGCGGGCGAUCCGGGGAACCGUGUCUGCGAACUCGUAUCCGGUAGUCGCGCCGACAUUACCGGAACUUCGCCGAGGGGGCUGCUUAAUGAUCAAAGUUCCAAGAACGACACGAGUCUGUACAUGGACAUUCCGCUGUACUGA